AUGAAUGUUGUUACAUUUGUUACAAUUGAUUAUGCUUGUUUUAUGCAUAUUGGAUCAAUUCCUGAGGCUAUGCUCGUGAAAGUUUUGUCCAAUAGUGAAUUUCUCAAGUUAUAUAAGUUAUUCCCAAAAUUUGGUGAAAGAGUUAUUACACCAUCUUUAAAGGCUCUUUUGGAUACUAGGAAUAUACAACAAAGGUCAAGGGUUAAGAGGAAAGCAAAAGUGGUGGAUGAAUCUGUUCCUGCAAAGCCAAGGCCUCAAAGGAAUUUAAAGAAAAAGGAAAAGAUUAAUGUUAUUGAUGAAGACUCGGAGGAGAAUACAAUUAGUCAUAAUCAUUUCUCAAAUAUUGUUUAA
This is a messenger RNA of Lactuca virosa, 351 nucleotides long. The record is from the annotation of a GenBank genome assembly. Lineage: Eukaryota; Viridiplantae; Streptophyta; Magnoliopsida; Asterales; Asteraceae.